AUGAAUGGGAAUCGGGUGCACCCAGGCCAGAUCCUAAUUUGGGCUAUCUGGGUCCCUGCAGCCACUACCAAGGGGCCUUCUGCUGAAGGGUCACAGAGGAACACCAGACUGGGAUGGAUUCAGGGCAAGCAAGUCACUGUGCUGGAGCCCGUGCCUGUGAAUGUGUUCCUCGGAGUCCCCUUUGCAGCUCCUCCGCUGGGACCCCUGUGUUUUACAAAUCCACAGCCUGCAUCACCCUGGGAUAAUCUGUGAGAAGCCACCUCCUACCCUAAUUCGUGCCUCCAGAAGUCAGAGUGGCUGCUCUUAGAUCAACACAUGCUCAAGGUGCGUGACCCCAAAUUUGAAGUGUCAGAAGACGGCCCGUACCUUAACUUCUAUGCGCCGGUCCACGCCGAUGCAGGCUCCAAGCUCCUCAUAAGGCUGCCUGUCUUGGUAUGGUUCCCAGGGGGUGCCUUUCAGACUGGCUCAGCCUCCAUCUUUGAUAGGUCCUCCCUGGCUGCCUCCAAGGACGUGCUGGUUGUGAUCGCCCAGUACUGGCUGGGAAUUGGCUUCUUCACCACAUGGGAUCAGCAUGCUCCGGGGAACUGGGCCUUCAAGGACCAGGUGGCUGCUCUCUCCUGGGUCCAGAAGAACAUCGAGUUCUUUGGUGGGGACAUCUUUGGCGAGUCUGCGGGAGCCAUAAGUGUUUCUGGCCUUAUGCUGUCUCCCAUGGCCGAAGGCUUAUUCCACAAAGCCAUCAUGGAGAGUGGGGUGGCCAUCAUCCCUUACCUGAAUCUGCAAGUGGUGGCGUGCUUCUGUGGGUACAAUGCCUCAGACUCUGAGGCCCUGCUGAGGUGCCUGAGGACAAAAUCCUCCAAGGAGCUGCUGACCCACAGCCAGAAAACAAAGUCUUUUACUCGGGUGGUUGAUGGUGCUUUCUUUCCUAACGAGCCUCUAGUUCUAUUGUCUCAGAAAGCAUUUAAAGCAAUUCCUUCCAUCAUCAGAGUCAAUAACCACGAGUGUGGCUUCCUGCUGCCUCUGAGGGAGGCUCCUGAGGUCCUCAGCGGCUCCAACAAGUCCCUUGCCCUCUCUAUGAUAUACAACAUCCUGCACGUCCCGCCCCAGUAUUUGCACCUUGUGGUUAAUGAGUACUUCCAUGACAAGCACUCCCUGACUGAAAUCCGAGAGAGUCUUCUGGACUUGCUUGGAGAUGUGUUCUUUGUGGUCCCUGGGCUGAUCACAGCUCGGUAUCACCGACAUGCUGGAGCACCUGUCUACUUCUACGAGGUUUGGCACCGGCCCCAGUGCUUUGAAGACACGAAGCUAGCUUUUGUCAAAGCCGACCACGCUGAUGAAGUCCGUUUUGUGUUUAGUGGUGCCCUCCUGAGGGGAGACAUUGUUGUGUUCGGAGGAGCCACAGAGGAGGAGAAGUUGCUGAGCCAGAAGGUGAUGAAAUACUGGGCUAACUUUGCUCGAACCGGGAAUCCUAAUGGGGAUGACCCGCCCCUGUGGCCGGCCUAUAAUCUGACAGAGCAGCACCUGCAGCUGGACUUGAACAAGAGCCUCAGACAGAGGCUCAAAGAGCAGCGGGUGCAGUUUUGGACGAGCACCAUCCCGAUCCCGUCUGCCUCUGACAUGCUCCACGGUCCUCUUUCCUCCUUAACCUUCCUCUCUCUCCUCCAGCCUUUCUUUUUCUCUUGUGCUCCUUGA
Molecule: messenger RNA, 1689 nt
Organism: Callithrix jacchus (white-tufted-ear marmoset)
Lineage: Eukaryota; Metazoa; Chordata; Mammalia; Primates; Cebidae
Gene: CES5A
Product: carboxylesterase 5A
Source: RefSeq, a predicted model, not a curated record